AUGUCCAAAUCUCUCCUCCGUAUUCCUUACACGGGGCCCCUCCCGCCGCCCUUGAUCAUCCCACCAUCGGCCACCACAAGACAUGGAGCCAUCGCCGCGUUGACCAAAUUCCUGACCGAACCCGGUCCGGCAAGAAGACUUUCUGAAGUCCAUGAAGGAAGCAACGGGCAUGCCAAAAGCAUUCAUGAUAACAAGAAUAAGGAUAAAACCGUCCUCUUGACAGGCGCAGGCCUCUCUACCGCGUCCGGCCUCGCCGACUACCGCGGCACGAACGGGACCUACACGCAGAACAAGAGCUACCGACCAAUCUACUUCCACGAAUUCGUGGCCUCGCACGAGUCCCGUAAGCGAUACUGGGCGCGCAGCUUCCUGGGGUGGCGAGGCCUGCACCGCUCGCAGCCGAACGCGGGACACCACGCGAUCCGCGACCUAUGGCGACUCGGGCUGGUGUCAGGCGUCGUGACGCAGAACGUGGACAGCUUCCACCGAAUGGCGCACACGAGUCUGCCGACUGUCGAGCUGCACGGGUACCUGCGCAAGCUGGUCUGUCUUAGCUGCCGCUCCGAGAUGGACCGUGAUACGUUCCAGGCGCGCCUCGCGGAGCUGAACCCCGCUUGGUAUGAGUUUCUGCAGGAUCUGCUCCGCAGUGGUGCGCUGGAUACGGAGAAUCCGGAGGAGCGGCGUAAGAAGGGCUUCAAGACCAAUCCGGACGGCGAUGCUGAUGUGCCCGGCGCGCCGUACACGACGUUUCGCUACCCGGCGUGUCCUACGUGCCUGAAGCGGCCGCCGGUCCUGCCUGGUGGCGAGAAGGGCCAUGUUGUUGUUGAUCGGGAUGGGGCGUGGUUGCCGGAGUCGGGCCCUGCAGGGGUGCUGAAGCCGAAUGUCAUCAUGUUUGGUGAGUCGAUUCCUCAAGCGACAAAGACGGCCGCCGAGGAGCUGGUUGAUGAGGCCGAGAAGCUACUUGUUGUGGGCAGUUCGUUGGCGACUUACUCUGCUUGGAGAUUGGCGAAACGGGCACUGGAUCGGAAGAUGCCGAUUGCGAUUCUCAAUCUCGGUGGUGUGAGAAAGGAGGAAGUGUUCUUCGAGGGUGUGGAGAGGCCGCAAACUUUUGAUGUUGCGUCUUCUGCUGCUGGUGGUCCAGGUCCAGGUCUGCCACCGACCACAAAUUCUGUGGGCACGGGAUUGAGUACCAACGGCUCUGUGCGUGUAAGUAUGGCCGCCGAAGACGUUCUGCCAGGUGUUGUGGAAUUGGUUCGAGGAAGCAAGGCAAAGGUAUAG
Messenger RNA from Exophiala bonariae, 1278 nucleotides. RefSeq lists its product as uncharacterized. Gene Ontology annotation, cellular component: nucleus. The record is from RefSeq and is a predicted model, not a curated record. Gene Ontology annotation, molecular function: NAD+ binding. The transcript has a single exon. Lineage: Eukaryota; Fungi; Ascomycota; Eurotiomycetes; Chaetothyriales; Herpotrichiellaceae. The coding region runs from base 1 to 1278 and encodes 425 amino acids.